AUGAACUUUGACGCAGAGAUGGCCAUUUUUGAAGAAACAGCUCCCUACCUGCGGAAGCCAGAGAAGAGAAUGGAGGCUUAGAAUCACCCUUUGGAUUCUAAGAAAGCCUGCUUUGCACUGGAUGAUAAAGAAUUUUAUGUGAAAGGUAUGAUCCAGAGCAGGGAAAAUGACCAAGUCACAGUCAAGACCCUCGAUGACCGGACACUCACUCUGAACAGUGACCAGGUGUUCCCCAUGAACCCUCCCAAAUUCAACAAGAUCGAGGACAUGGCCAUGAUGACCCACCUGCACGAGCCCGCGGUGCUGUACAACCUCAAAGAGCACUACACAGCCUGGAUGAUCUACACCUACUUGGGCCUCUUCUGGGUCACCAUCAACCCCUACAAGUGGCUGCCAGUGUACAACCCCAAGGUGGUGGCUGCCUACAGAGGCAAAAAGCGCCAGGAGGCCCUGCCCCACAUCUUCUCUGUCUCCGACAACACGAUGCUGACUGAUCAAGACAACCAGUCCAUCCUUAUCACUGGAGAGUCUGGGCCUGGGAAGACGGUGAACACCAAGCAUGUUAUCCAGUACUUUGCAACAAUCGCAGUCACUGGAGACAAGAAGAAGGAGCCACAGCCAGGCAAAACACAGGGGACCCUGGAGAAUCAGAUCAUCCAAGCCAACCCCUUGCUGGGUUUUGGAAAUGCCAAGACCAUGAGGAAUGACAACUCCCCAAGAUUUAUGCUGUCCACAGACAAUGCCAUUGACAUCCUUGGCUUCAGCUCAGAGGAGAAAGUUGGGAUCUACAAACUGACUGGAGCUGUGAUGCAUUAUGGGAACAAGAAGUUCAAGCAGAAACAGCGUGAGGAUCAGGCAGAGCCGGACGGCCCUGAGGUGGCUGACAAAGCUGGAUACCUAAUGGGUCUGAACUCUGCAGAAAUGCUGAAAGGCCUGUGCUGUCCAAGGGUAAAGGUGGGGAAUGAAUAUGUCACUAAAGGACAAAAUGUCCAACAGGUGACCAACACGGUGGGCGCUCUGGCCAAAGCCAUCUACGAGAAGAUGUUCCUGUGGAUGGUAACCCGCAUCAACCAGCAGCUGGACACUAAGCAGCCCAGGCAGUACUUCAUCGGGGUCCUGGACAUCGCUGGCUUUGAGAUCUUCGAUUUCAACAGCCUGGAGCAGCUGUGCAUCAACCUCACCAAUGAGAAACUGCAACAGUUUUUCAACCACCACAUGUUCGUGCUGUAGCAGGAGGAGUACAAGAAGGAGGGCAUCGAGUGGGAGUUCAUCGACUUCGGGAUGGACCUGGCUGCCUGCAUCGAGCUCAUCGAGAAGCCGAUGGGCAUCUUCUCCAUCCUGGAAGAGGAGUGCAUGUUCCCCAAGGCCACGGACACCUCCUUCAAGAACAAGCUGUAUGACCAGCACCUGGGCAAGUCUGCCAACUUCCAGAAGUCCAAGGUGGUCAAGGGCAGCGCCGAGGCCCACUUCUCCCUGAUACACUACAUGGGCACCAUGGACUACAACAUCACGGGCUGGCUGGACAAGAACAAGGACCCUCUGAACGAGACUGUGGCCGGGCUGUACCAGAAGUCUUGGCUGAAGCUGUUGUCCUUCCUUUUUUCCAACUACACUGGUGCAGAAGCAGGUGAAAUUCUUUCUGUGUUUUCCCCUGUGGAAAGCUCUGUAUGCGCCCUGGGCACUGUCUCCCCAGGCGUGAUGGACCAACCCUUGGUCCUGCACCAGCCGCGCUGUAACGGGGUCCUGGAGGGCAUCUGGAUCUGCAGGAACGGCUUCCCCAGCCAGAUCCUCUAUGCUGACUUCAACAGCGGUCAGCUGUACUGGAUCCUCAGUGCCACGGCCAUCCCGGAAGGGCAGUUUAUCGACAGCAAAAAUGCUGCUGAGAAGCUUCUGAACUCCUUCGAUGUGGACCGGGAGCAGCACAGGUUUGGCCACACCAAGGUGUUUUUCAAAGCUGGGCUCCUGGGACUUUUGGAGGAGAUGAGAGACGAGAAGCUGGUGACCCUGAUGACACACAUGCAGGCCGUGGGCCAAGGGUACCUGAUGCACGUGGAGUUCAAGAAGAUGAUAGAGAGGAGGAACUCCAUCUUCUGCAUUCAGUACAACAUCCACUCGUUCAUGAACGUCAAGCAUUGGCCCUGGAUGAACCUGUUCUUCAAAAUCAAGCCCCUGCUGAAGAGUGCAGAGGCUGAGAGGGAGAUGGCCACCGUGAAGGAGGACUUCGAGAGGGUCAAGGAGGAACUGGCUAGAUCUGAGGCUCGCCAGAAGGAGUUGGAGGAGAAAAUGGUGUUCCUGUUGCAGGAAAAGAAUGACCUCCAGUUGCAGGUCCAGUCUGAAACAGAAAACCUGAUGGCUGCAGAGGCGCGAUGUGAGGGGCUCAUCAAAAGCAAGAUUCAACUGGAGGCCAAAGUCAAGCAGCUGAAUGAGAGACUGGAAGAGGAGGAGGAAAUAAACUCUGAACUGGUUGAGAAGAGGAAUCUGGAAGAUAAAUGCUUUUCUCUCAGAAGAGACAUUGACGACCUGGAACUGACCCUAACGAAAGUAGAAAAAGAGAAGCAUGUCACAGAGAACAAGGUAAAGAAUCUCUAUGAAGAAAUGACAGCACUUGAAGGAAACAUUUCCAAAUUGACCAAAGAGAAGAAAUCUCUGCAGGAAGCCUGUCAGCAAACACUGGACGAUCUUCAGGCUGAAGAAGAUAAAGUCAACAAUCUAAUCAAAUUCAAUGUCAAGCUGGAGCAGCAACUGGAUGACCUUGAGGGCUGCUUGCAGCAGGAGAAGAAACUGGGGGCUGACCUCAAAAGAAUGAAGAGGAAGCUGGAAGGAGACCUGAAAAUGUCCCAGGAAUCUGUUAUGGUGAAAAAUGACAAGCAGCAAGUGGAGGAGAAACUGAAGGAGCAGGGGUUUGAAAUCAGUCCAUUACAAACCAAAAUUGACGAAGAACAAGUUCACAGUUUGCAGUUGCAAAAGAAGAUAAAAGAACUGCAGGCCCACACAGAAGAGCUGGAGGAAGAGAUUGAAGCAGAGCACACACUCAGGGCCAAGACUGAGAAGCAGCGUGGGGACCUGGCCCCGGAACUGGAGGAGAUCAGCGAGCGGCUGGAAGAAGCCGGUGGGGCGACCACGGCCCAGAUUGAGAUGAACAAGAAGCAGGAGGCUGAGUUCCUGAAACUGCGCAGGGACCUGGAGGAGGCCACCCUGCAGCAUGAAGCCACGGCAGCCACGCUGAGGAAGAAGCACGUGGACAGCGUGGACGAGCGGGGGUUGCAGAUUGACAACCUGCAGAGGAUCAAGCAGAAGCUGGAGAAGGAGAAGAGUGAGAUGAAGAUGGAGAUCGACGACCUGGCCAGCAACAUGGAGACUGUCUCCAAGUCAAAGAGUAACAUAGAAAGAAUGUGCCAGACUGUGGAAGAUCAAUUUAAUGAAAUCAAAGCCAAAGAUGAGCAACAGACACAGUUAAUCUAUGAUCUGAACAUGCAGAAGGUGAAACUGCAGACCCAAAAUGGGGAGCUGAGUCACCAAGUGGAAGAGAAGGCGUCUCUGAUUUCACAGCUAACCAAAGGCAAGCAGGCCCUCACCCAGCAGCUGGAGGAGCUUAAGAGGCAACUGGAAGGAGAAACCAAGGUCAAGAAAGCCCUGGCACACGCCCUGCAGUCAGCCUGCCAUAACUGUGACCUGCUGCGGGAACAGUACGAGGAGGAGCAGGAAGGCAAAGCUGAGCUGCAGAGGGCGCUGUCCAAGGCCAACAGCGAGGUGGCCCAGUGGAGGACCAAGUACGAGACGGAUGCCACCCAGUGCAGAGAGGAGCUGGAGGAGGCCAAGAAAAAACUGGCCCAGAGGCUCCAGGAAGCAGAGGAGAGCACAGAGGCAAUGAGCUCCCAGUGCACUUCCUUGGAGAAAACCAAGCAGAGGCUUCAGGGGGAGGUGGAUGACCUGAUGCCAGGUUUGCAGCGAACCAGCACAGCCUGUGCCAUCCUGGACAAGAAGAAGAGGGGCUACAAUAAGGUCCUUGCAGAGUGGAAGUAAAAGCUGGACGAGGGUCACGCUGAGUUGGAAGCUGCUCAGAAAGGGUCCAGGUCACUCAGUACUGGAAUCUUCAAGAUGCAGAAUGCCUAUAAGGAGGUGGUGGAUCAGUUAGAGAUGCUGAGAAGGGAAAAUAAAAACCUACGAGAAGAGAUUUCAGACUUAACUGAGCAGAUUGCAGAAACCGGCAAGAAUCUUCAGGAAUUGGAAAAGACCAAGAAGCAGAUGGAGCAAGAAAAGUCAGACCUCCAGGCGGCCUUAGAAGAAUUGGAGGGUUGCUUGGAACAUGAAGAGAGCAAGAUUUUACGUGUCCAACUGGAGUUGAGCCAAGUAAAAUCCAAGCUUGACUGCAAAGUCACUGAGAAGGAUAAAGAAACUGAACAGCUAAAAAGGAACAGCCAGCGGGCAGCCAAGGCCAUGCAGAGCAUGCUGGAUGCUGAAAUCCAGAGCCGGAAUGAUGCUCUCAGGCUGAAGAAGAAGAUGGAGGGAGACCUCAGUGAGAUGGAGAUUCAGCUGGGCCACUCCAACCGCCAGGUAGCAGAGACCCAGAAACAACUGCGCACAGUCCAGGGCCAGCUCAAGGACUCGCAGCUUCACCUUGACGACGCCCUGCGGAGCAGUGAGGACCUCAAGGAGCUGCUGGCCAUCAUGGAGCACAGGAACGGCCUCUUGCUGGAGGAUCUGGAGGAGAUGAAGGGGGCCCUGGAGCAGACAGAGCGGACAUGCAGGCUGUUGGGGCAGGAGCUGCUGGAGGCCAGCGACCGCGGGCAGCGGCUGCACACCCAGAACACAGGCCUGCUAAGUGCCAAGAAAAAACUGGAAGCUGACAUAGCCCAGUGGCAGGCAAAGGUGGAGAGCUCUAUCCAGGAGUCCAGAAAUGCAGAGGAGAAGGCCAAGAAGGCCAUCAUGGACAUGACCCUAAUGGCCGAGGAACUGAAGAAGGAGCAGGACACCAGCGCCCACCUGGAGGGGAUAAAGAAGAACCUGGAGCAGACGGUGAAGGACCUGCAGCACCGCCUGUACGAGGCUGAGCAGCUGGCCCUGAAGGGCGGGAAGAAGCAGAUCCAGAAACUGGAGGCCAGGGUGCGGGAGCUGGAAAAUGAGCUAGAUGCUGAGCAGAAGAGAGGAGCCGAGGCUCUGGAGGGGGCCCACAAAUAAGAGCGAAAAAUCAAGGAGCUGUUUUUGCAGGCUGACGAGGAUCGCAAGAAUAUCCUCCAGCUCCAGGACCUGGGGGAAGACCUGCAGGACAAAGUGAAGGCUUACAGGAGGCAGGCUGAGGAGGCCGAGGAGCAGGCCAACGCGCAACUGUCCAAGUGCCGCAGGCUCCAGCGGGCUGAGAAGGCUGAGGAGAGGGCAGAUGUUGCUGAGUCCCAGGUCCACAUGCUGAGGGCCAAGAGCCGAGAUGCAGGAGCCCAGAUGAGACGGGGACUAAGUGGCACCGGGGGAGCCUGGAGCCUGCUUGCUGGCUUCUCUUCCCUGCUGCCGGGAGGAGCAGGCCAACGCGCAACUGUCCAAGUGCCGCAGGCUCCAGCACGGGCUGAGAAGGCUGAGGAGAGGGCAGAUGUUGCUGAGUCCCAGGUCCACAUGCUGAGGGCCAAGAGCCGAGAUGCAGGAGCCCAGAUGAGAUGGGGACUAAGUGGCACCGGGGGAGCCUGGAGCCUGCUUGCUGGCUUCUCUUCCCUGCUGCCGGGGGCACUGCCCAAGAAGCCCCUGCUUUUUGGGGGACUCAUCCCAUCUCCAGGGGCUUGA
Molecule: messenger RNA, 5769 nt
Organism: Manis javanica (Malayan pangolin)
Lineage: Eukaryota; Metazoa; Chordata; Mammalia; Pholidota; Manidae
Source: RefSeq, a predicted model, not a curated record